CUCCAUCUGUCAGUGCUACCUGCCACAACAAAGUAGCAAAUUCACGGCAAUAUUUUGGCAAAUUAUCCUUAUCUCGGUGAAAAUUUGAUAAAGCACAGGUUUGCUUCACAGCACACAAAAACGGCCCAACGAGCGUGCGGGUUAAAAUGCCGUCCAGAACCGGUUUGCUGACGGCAGUCCAUCUGGCCAACAUUGCCAAAACCCUUUCCGCCACACGGCCCUACGCAUUGAACACGCUGUACCUACAGUUUCAUCCGCAAGUAGCCGCAAACGUAAGUUGUCCGCUGGCGUUGGGUCGAUUCGUGGCCAGCGUAUACCAAUCGUCCGUCACUUGGCUGGGAUCCGAGGUGGAUUUGCGCAUCGUGACCGGAUCGCUGCGGCCAAACGGUGCAAGCUUCGACUCGUUCGUCAACCGAAAACGACCCUCAACGGUCGACUGUCUGUUCUAUGACUAUGCGUUAAGUUCCAGUUCCGGUGGUGAAAAAUGUCUCACCGAACGGUAUCCGGGGGUGAAGGUGGUGGAGCUAGAUACGGUCGGUGUGGAGCAGCCUUCGCUACCAGCUGGACUGGAUAGCACGUUAAAGUCCUAUCGAAAUGUGGUGCUCGGUGGCACGUUCGAUCGGAUUCACGCCGGCCAUAAGGUGCUACUUACGCAAGCGGUACUGCUUGCCACGGAACGUGUCGUGGUCGGCGUUACGGACGGUGCUAUGAUCAAGAGCAAAAAGCUGCACGAACUCAUAAUGCCCGCCGCACAACGGAUAGAGCAUGUGCGGGAGUUCCUGGAAGACGUUGAUCCAUUCCUACGGUAUGAAGUCGUUCCCAUACUUGAUCCUUUCGGGCCCACCGCCACCGAUCCAAACAUGGACCUAAUUGUGGUCAGUACCGAGACGGCUCGUGGUGGUGCCAAAGUGAACGAACUGCGCGCCCAGAAUGGGUUGAACCAGCUGGAAGUGCACACCAUCGAACUGCUCGACGACGAAAGCACCAUCGAGGACAAGGAGGAUAAAAUCAGUUCCAGCAACCAGCGGAUGGAUUUGCUCGGAACACGGUUACGACCCCGGAAGCCCGCUCCAGCCCACAUCCCGGCAAAACCUUACAUUAUCGGUUUGAUCGGUGGAAUUGCUUCUGGUAAAAGCAAAAUGCUCGAACGCUUUCGGGACUUUGGUGCAGGCAUCAUUGACUGUGAUAAGCUCGCGCAUCAGCUGUACGAACCGGAAGAGGAAUGCUACCAUCAGGUGGUGACCACAUUCGGACGCGAAAUCCUAAAUCCGGACGGUACAAUCAAUCGAAAAGCGCUGGGCGCUAUUGUGUUUGCCGAUCAGAGCAAACUGGAGCAGCUGAAUGGGAUUAUGUGGACGGCGAUUGCGAAGCGUGCGAAUGAGAUUAUCCGUACGCUGUACGAGGAGCACGGGAAGGAGGUGAUCGUGAUGGAGGCGGCGGUGAUGCUUCGUGCCGGAUGGCAGAAUAAUUGCCACGAGCUGUGGUCUUGUAUCGUGCCACGGGAGGAAGCCAUUCGAAGGUUGAUGGAACGGAAUCAGCUCGAUGAACAGGAUGCGAUACGGCGUGUAGAUGCGCAACCGACGUCCAAUCAGGAGAUGGUACAAAACUCGGAUAUUGUUUUCUGUACGCUGUGGAGUUACGAGUACUCCCAGCAGCAGGCGGAAAAGGCGUGGGCCAUCAUUCAACGGGAUUUGAAGCUGAAGCUAUGAAUGGGCAGUCGCCAUGCUCAUGCGAACGAACGAAUAUAACGGUGUUAUUUUUUUUUAAUAUCGACAGAACACGUUGGUACCUUUUGUUAUGUUACAUUUUAUAGUAUGGCGGGAAUAGGCUUUUGUAAAAACUUUUUGUUGGGAAUUAAAGAUUAGGACGAAAUAAACCAAAU
This is a messenger RNA of Anopheles stephensi (Asian malaria mosquito), 1882 nucleotides long. RefSeq names its product bifunctional coenzyme A synthase (gene Ppat-Dpck). The transcript is spliced from 2 exons. The record is from RefSeq and is a predicted model, not a curated record. Gene Ontology annotation, biological process: coenzyme A biosynthetic process. Gene Ontology annotation, molecular function: ATP binding; dephospho-CoA kinase activity. The coding region runs from base 147 to 1709 and encodes 520 amino acids. Lineage: Eukaryota; Metazoa; Arthropoda; Insecta; Diptera; Culicidae.